Molecule: messenger RNA, 315 nt
Organism: Anolis sagrei ordinatus
Lineage: Eukaryota; Metazoa; Chordata; Lepidosauria; Squamata; Anolidae
Source: RefSeq, a predicted model, not a curated record
AUGGACGUCUCUUCUCUUCUCUUCUCUUCUCUUCUCUUCUCUUCUCUUCUCUUCUCCCGCUUCCCGACGCCUUGUUCUCUUGUCUUCUUCUCUGCAGCAGAGGCGGACUACGUGGGGCUGCGCUUCUUCCAGGAGAACUUCCCGGCGGGUCCCAAGGCGGCGGAGACGGAGGCGGGCGAGUACCUGGACGAGUUCGAGGGCGAGGCCAUCUUCCAGGUGGACUGGGCCCAGAAGACCACCUCCUGGCGCCUCCCCGACUUCGCCCGCUUCGCCACUUUCGAGUCCACGAUCGCCCUCCGAGGGUGUGCUCUCUAG